AUGUAAGAAAUAAUAAUUACAACACUGUUGAAAUUUAAUGAGAUUUUAGAUGCUUUCUAAUAAGUAUUUAAGAUUCAUAAUUACAAUUGUAAUCAGUAAAGAGAGAUUCUAGAAAAAUGUUUAGAGAAAGAAUAUAUAAGCAGUUGCAUCUAUAUCACUGUUAAUAGUAAUAAUAAAUUCUUUCCAAAUUAUAAGGAUUUAGAAGAAUUUGAUCUUAAAUAUUCUAGGGAUAAGUAAUAGCAAGAGAAUAAUCUGAUAGGUUUUAAAAAUAUAUUUGUCUUUAGAAUUAAUUGAAAAUAACGUUCAAUAUGAAACAAAAGAAGUUAAAAAACAAAUAGAUUAACUUAUUUACACUUAAAGUGAAAAGCUUAAUGAUUUUAAAUCCUAUGUAUCUGAUAUAUAUUUAACCAAAACUGAUAUCCGUUAAUUUAAAUCUAAUUCUGAAGAGAUGAUUAAUAAAUUGCAAGAUUAAAUUUAAUAAUUCCAAACUAAAUAUGCCCUAAAACUUUACACAGAAUAACAUAUUGUAUUCAAUUCAUAUUAAUCUUUAGAUUGACAUUAAAUAAGCUAUUUCAUAAUUGUAAUAAGCUAACACUUUAAUUAAAUAAGAUUCUUAAACUUUACAUAAACUUAAUAGAGAUAAUAGAUAAAUGAUUAAAUAAUAAAAUGAAUAGUUAACAUCAAAAAUUGAAACUGUUGAAAAAGAUUAAUAUAAAAUUUAUGAAUUUGAGAAAGAAGUUGAAAAAAUGAAGAAUAUAAUUUAAGAAUAAAAAUAAGGUAAAAUAAUAAAUAAUUAUUUUUUAGAUAAUGAAAUUAUUCAAAAUAAAGUAAAAUCAUUAGCUUAAUUAUUUUAAGAAUUGGAAGUUAAUAAUUCUAAGGUUGUUAGAUUUGAAAUACAUACAGCAUUUAAAAAGAUUGAUGAAGAAUUUGUUUAUUUUAAAAAUAGACAAUAAAGCUUUCAGGAUUAAUUAUAAGUGAUAAAGGAGCAAUUUACAAAAUCUGAAAUAAGCUAAACUUAAUUUUAAAAUUUUGUAAAUGAAUAAUUUGAUGUAAUAUCUGAUGAAUUAGUUAAAAAGAAAUAAAUUAUUAAAUCAAUGCUUAAAAAUAUUGCACUCCUUUAGCAAUAGUAAAUAUAUAAUCAAAUAAAUAAGGGAAAAAAAUUAAAUUUAAUCUGAUAUACCAAAUAAGGUGGCUAUUUUAUUAUCAAAAGUUUCAUCUCUUGAAAAAACAUCCAAAAUAAGUUUUGAUCAAUUAAAAAGAAUCAUUGAUGUAAUUUAAGAAUUCUGUGAAACUUCUUAAAUUCCGUCUGACAAUAAAGAAAAAGAUCUUACAAAUUUAAUACUACUUUUAGAUAGAAGAAUAUUAGAAUAUGGAAAAUCAAUUUAAGAUCAACAAAUUCAAUCAGUUUAAAACAAUACAGUUAAAAUUAAUACUCCUAGAAUUUCAACAUCAGUAGAUUCACCAUUCAAAUUAGGUAAUUAAAAAUAGAAAAAAACUAAAUUUAGUAAAUUGUUAAAUAAGACAGUAUAUUAUGAUAGUAGAAGAGAUACAAUAAUUUGA
Molecule: messenger RNA, 1560 nt
Organism: Paramecium pentaurelia
Lineage: Eukaryota; Ciliophora; Oligohymenophorea; Peniculida; Parameciidae
Source: the annotation of a GenBank genome assembly